Molecule: messenger RNA, 1796 nt
Organism: Hypoxylon trugodes
Lineage: Eukaryota; Fungi; Ascomycota; Sordariomycetes; Xylariales; Hypoxylaceae
Exons: 4
Coding region: 481-1551 (356 amino acids)
Source: RefSeq, a predicted model, not a curated record
UCGUCCUUUCACCGAACUGAAGAUCCCAAAUUGUAACACCAUAUACCCCGCGUAGGGCUUGAAUGCGUGUACGAUGUGUACCACAACACGUAUUUUACGCACUAACUUAGGUACGUAGGUACUGAGCUGAGCUUCGGCUCAGAGCAGUCCACUGCAUUUGGUCCAAUCUGGCGCAGCAACCCUCACUCCCCGCAUCCAUAAAGGAGGAAAUGGAAGAGAGCCUGCCCACAGGCCGAGAAAAAAACACCACCCUGCAGCAGGAACCAGGCAGGCUAUGGCACAUAUAUGGCACAUUAUGCACAAGAAAAGUCCUUCAGGGAAUUUCACUCGUAGGAGACUAAGGUUUUUUCUACUUGUAUUCAUUUCAAUAUGGGUUGAUGGAUGCCUACACCUAGCGAGUCUUAUUGCCUCUUAUACUUCAAUUCUUCCCAUUAUUGAUUCUCACUUUUGAGGAGCCCCUUGUUUAGAUAUACGUCUGGAAUGUUUCUCACUGCGGUUCAUUUUUUCGGCGUAAUGCACCUUUCGUCUGUCACCGUCUCCACAACAGUGGGUGUAUCAAUUACUACGGUUCUAGCCGUUAUCGCCACAAGCCUACGCCUAUGGCCUAGAUGGACCGAAAAAGAAACUUUAAGAGUACACGAUUACUGGGCAAUAGCUGCCUUGGUAUUGACCCUAGCUGUGUACUCAAACGCCAUGAUACAAAUCCUAGGUGGGGGCGUCGGCCGCCACGUUUAUGAUCUGAAAGAAAGCGAUCCUCGACUCCUUAUUCUCUACUUGAAGUUAUUUACGAGCUCCCAUAUACUUUGGUCCUCCUCGAAUGUUUGCGUUAAGUUUUCGGCGUUAUCGUUGUAUCCCGUCCUAUUUCACCCAAUAAAAAAACUUUGGAAUUACUGCCGAUGCUUGAUGGGCAUUACCGUCGCUUAUUUUAUCAUUGUCUUAGUUGGGUCUUUUCUUUUAUGUCAUCCUGUGGAGUUUAACUGGUAUAAAACCAUCCAAGGAGGCUGGUGCAAGAAUCAGAACCUUCUCUAUCUUACGACUGGAAUAAUCAGUUUGGCAAUUGACGCACUUAUUGUGGUCUUGCCAUUGCCCGUUUUAUUCGGUUUACAAAUACGGCCGACGAAGAAAUUCGUUAUUGCCUGCGUAUUCAGUGUUCGAGGACUCGUGUGUAUAUUAUCUUUCAUGAAGGUUCUGUGGCUAGUUCAUUGGGAUGUUGAUGAUUUUACACACGAGCUUGGUUUGGGAACGGUCUAUUCUGUCCUAGAACCAAGUCUUGGGGUUGUUGCAACAUGUUUUCCACUUUUGUUAAAACCCCUUAAAAUGAUAUUGAGAACUAGAUGCUGUGGAUAUAUCAAAAGGGCCAUUAACACUGGAAAAUCCUCAAGAACGGGGAUUCAAUAUGGCAAUGCUCUAUCGGACACUAUCAGAGGUGGAAACGGUAUCUUGGUUACACGAGAAUGGGAAGUCAUAUUUUCAACUAUAGAAAGCAGGGACGGUCCCACACAAGAUGCUAAACUUGGACUGGGUCGGACAUUGGAGGAGCAAAGUGCAUGAACCAAGGUUUCACGUCAUUUCCCAUCAUCCGAAACGCCUAACAUUCCAGCAGGGGCAGACUACGGUUGAUCGCUAACAAAUGGUUCCUCACCUCUCUCUAUCCGCCACCGAUUCGUCGCCUCUAAUGCCCCCGGAAACUCCUUAAACAACCAUCCCCAUUUCUUCAGAAACCCUUCUGACAUCUCCCACCCCGUGAUAUCCCACGGCGGCGACCACGCAAUGAUGCCGCGCCGUUCGAUCUCAUC